Molecule: messenger RNA, 1390 nt
Organism: Phascolarctos cinereus (koala)
Lineage: Eukaryota; Metazoa; Chordata; Mammalia; Diprotodontia; Phascolarctidae
Source: RefSeq, a predicted model, not a curated record
AGGGUUCUGUUAAUCUUAGUGGCAGGCCAAAGUCCAUCAGAAGCUUAAUCAGGAUGCCAAGGAAUUAUAAGCUGAUUGACCUUCUGUUUGCAGUCCUUCCCAGCUUUGGAUUCUAAGCCUUCUAUUGCAUUAGCAGUAAGGAAGAGUGUCAAUGGAUCCAUCUGUGGCCAUUGCUCUUGGCUUACUGCUCUGUAUGUCAUGUCUGUUUCUCAUUUUAUCAUGGAGAAAGGGCUUUGGAAGAGGAAAACUUCCACCUGGUCCUGUUCCUCUUCCCAUUGUUGGCAAUAUGCUCCAGGUGGACCUUAAGAAUAUCCCUCAAUCUCUUUGCAAGCUAGAAAAACAAUAUGGCCCAGUGUUCACUCUGCAAUUUGGUUUUGAGCGUGUUGUCGUGUUAUAUGGCUACAAGGCAGUGAAAGAAGCUCUGAUUGAUCACGGUGACAAGUUUGCUGAUAGACCACCUAUGCCACUUUUCAAAAUGGUUACCAAUGGAAUAGGCAUUGUCGCAAGCAAUGGAGAGACAUGGAAGCAAAUCCGCCGCUUCUCCCUCAUGACCCUGAGGAAUUUCGGGAUGGGAAAGAGGAGCAUCGAAGAGCGAGUCCAAGAAGUGGCAAAGACUCUUAUUGAGGAGUUAAAAAAAAAAAAAGGAUUACCAUGUGACCCCACAUUCAUUCUUGGGUGUGCUCCUUGCAAUGUAAUCUGCUCUAUCAUUUUCCAGAAAUGUUUUGAAUAUAAAGACCAGAAAUUUCUAUAUUUAAUGAAACUUUUGAAUGAAAACGUCAAGAUCGUAAGUUCCCCAUGGAUGAAGGUCUACAAUUCUUUUCCAUCUCUAGUACGUUAUCUCCCUGGAUCUCAUCACAAAGCAUUUAAAAAUAUUCAAUCAAUACUUGAAUUUAUAUUGGAAGAAGUGAAGGAACACCAAAGAACACUGGAUCCCAGCAAUCCUCGGGACUUUAUUGAUUGUUUCCUGAUGAAAAUGGAGCAGGAAAAGCAACAACCACAGUCUGAAUUUACCAUUGAACACUUGGUCCGAACUGUAAGUGAUCUAUUUAGUGCAGGAACAGAGACAACCAGCACCACCCUGAGAUAUGGACUCCUGCUUCUCCUGAAAUACCCUGAGAUAGAAGGUAAACUUCAUGAAGAAAUUGAUCGUGUGAUUGGCCGAGAUAGAGGUCCCUGCAUGGAGGACAGAAACAAGAUGCCUUAUACCAAUGCUGUGAUACAUGAGAUACAACGAUACAUUGACCUCGUUCCCAACAACCUGCCCCAUGCAGUGUCAGAAGAUGUUCAAUUUAGGCAAUAUCUUAUCCCCAAGGUCAGAAGUGUUUCUCAGUAUAACACAACAUUUUAUAUUCUCUUCUAUUGAAUUAUAGAAUCUUACAGCUAGAAGGAA